CAUCACAAUUAAAGUCACAGCAUAGUAACCAACCGAACCAAUCAUCAGCCAUGGCGCGAAGGCUCUCGCUGCUGGCCGUCGUGCUGGCGAUGGUGGCGGCCGUGUCGGCGAGCACGGCGGCGGCGCAGAGCUGCGGGUGCGCGUCGGACCAGUGCUGCAGCAAGUGGGGGUUCUGCGGCACCGGCAGCGACUACUGCGGCACGGGGUGCCAGGCGGGCCCCUGCGACGUGCCGGCCACCAACGACGUGUCCGUGGCGAGCAUCGUCACGCCGGAGUUCUUCGCGGCGCUCGUCGCCCAGGCCGACGACGGCUGCGCCGCCAAGGGCUUCUACACCCGCGACGCCUUCCUCACCGCCGCCGGUGGCUACCCUUCCUUCGGCCGCACCGGCUCCGUCGACGACUCCAAGCGCGAGAUCGCCGCCUUCUUCGCCCACGCCAACCACGAGACCAUAAAGUUCUGCUACAUCGAGGAGAUCGACGGACCGAGCAAGAACUACUGCGACGAGACGAGCACGCAGUGGCCGUGCAUGGCGGGGAAGGGGUACUACGGGCGCGGGCCGCUGCAGAUCUCGUGGAACUUCAACUACGGGCCGGCGGGGCAGAGCAUCGGGUUCGACGGGCUGGGCGACCCGGACGCGGUGGCGAGGAGCCCCGUGCUGGCGUUCCAGACGGCGCUCUGGUACUGGACCAACAACGUGCACGACGCCUUCGUCUCCGGCCAGGGGUUCGGCGCCACCAUCCGCGCCAUCAACGGCGCGCUCGAGUGCGACGGCAAGAACCCCACCGCCGUCAGCAACCGCGUCGCCUACUACCAGCAGUUCUGCCAGCAGUUCGGCGUCGACCCCGGCAGCAACCUCACCUGCUAAUUACAGGGAUUGACAUAUGCUAUGUAUGUGAUUUUGUACGAAUAAUAAUUGUCAUAAGUAAUCAAAUAAAAUCGUAUUGCAUUACGUCAACGUUGUUUGCGGCAUAGGAGUAUAUAUAUUUCCGUGGACAGAUUUUCUUUGUCGUCUCAGUCAAAUUUUGUGGCUCCUGAAUAUUUUCACGUGA
Messenger RNA from Oryza sativa Japonica Group (Japanese rice), 1050 nucleotides. The record is from RefSeq and is a predicted model, not a curated record. Lineage: Eukaryota; Viridiplantae; Streptophyta; Magnoliopsida; Poales; Poaceae.